AUGGCCUCCAUUGCCAGGAUUUACAAGAACAUGUCGUUGGACUACGCAAGUCUUCUGGAUAUAGAAGAGGACAUAAACAAGCGCAAGAUCAUCCACGAUACCAUGGCGUCCACGGCACUCAUCGUCGAGUACCAUACCAGUAUAGCUGCGCUGAGCGAGGAUAUGCGAGGGUUCAAGAGCAUGUCGAAGAGGCUACGCAGGAAAAUAAUGUACAGCACAUGCGAUGAGGAGGUCAUCAGCCGCUACAAGCAGAAAUACAGCCACAUACUGGCUAUGCUGGAUGCCACUGGUGUGGAGUUGAAGGCCAAGUGCAAGCUGUUCCGCGAAGAGCGCAUGGUGCUGGACUUUCUGCAGGCUAGUAUUCUGGGAACAAGCCCUGUUAACGCGCCAACACUUGCUCGCAAGGCACUGAUCGAGAUGUCUAUUCCCAAUGAGGAGCUCAUGGGCACGGAGACCGGCGAUGAUUCCUGCGACCAGGAGUGUUCCUGA
Linderina pennispora is the source of this 489-nucleotide messenger RNA. RefSeq lists its product as uncharacterized. Lineage: Eukaryota; Fungi; Kickxellomycota; Kickxellomycetes; Kickxellales; Kickxellaceae. The record is from RefSeq and is a predicted model, not a curated record. Bases 1 to 489 code for a protein of 162 amino acids. The transcript has a single exon.